Molecule: messenger RNA, 318 nt
Organism: Closterium sp. NIES-67
Lineage: Eukaryota; Viridiplantae; Streptophyta; Zygnematophyceae; Desmidiales; Closteriaceae
Source: the annotation of a GenBank genome assembly
CGCUAUGCGCUCUAUGGUAGGGGACGUCGGGCCCGGGGGGCGCGUGGCGGCGGGAGGGGUGGCGGCGGUGGCGGGGGUGGCGGUGGUGGCGGAGGUGGUGGAGGGGACGGUGAUGCAGACGAGGGGACCGGGGAUGGUGCCCCGGAGCAGCAGCCUCAUCAGCAGCAGCCUCAGCAGCAGCAGCCGGUGUAGUCUAUUGGACGAGAACCAUGUACCGUAUUCCCCCGGAUAAAACACCCAUGGGUGGCAACAAAUUUUGAUGCAAAAUUUAGUGGGGGUGUAAUUAGUGGCACUUUUUGUACAACGCCCGGGGGCUAU